AUUAAUGUCUGUCAAACGGAUAAAAUCAAAUUAUCUUUGAUAAAUUUUUUUGUGAAAGAAAAAAAGCAACAAAAAAGAACUAGAUGUAUAAAAGGUAAAUGAAAAAACCUGACAUGUUCACUGUUACUAAGAAGACCAAUGAUAAAGAAGGGAUCAACUUGGUGUUUAUUUAUUUACUAUUAAUAUAAUUUUAUUGAAUAGUUAUUCAUUUGUAAACAGUCGAAUAAUACUGUCUCUUUAAAAGUGUAAAUGACAUUGAUAAUUAAUUGGAUUACAUAUAAUUUGGAUAAAAUUAUAAAUGAAAGCAUUAUGUUAUUAUAUUGAACGGAUCAUAAAAGAUGAAUGAAACAAUAGAUUACAAUACAUUUACUUGAUAAAUAUUGUUUAUUAACAAUAAAGCAUAAUAUUUGAUGGUAUUUUCAACUGUAUAUACAUUAUUUGAAGAAUAUGAAUGCAACUGAUUGAUGAGGUACAUUUCAAUUGUAUAUGAUAGAUAGUGAAUUCAUCAAAGUAUGAUUUUAUUUAUAUGUGAAGAAUAUGUGUUAAAAUUGCUUCAAACUUGUUUGUUCUUCACUUGGUAUAUUACAACAAUCAAUCAUCAUUAUAAUUUACAAAAGGAAAUAAUGCUAUACAAAACCAUAGAAAUUAUACCUUAUUGGAUAUUUCAUUUGCCAUUGUUACAUGGAAGUCGUCAUCAGCAGAAUUCCACUAAUAAAUUACGAAAUUAUAGUCAAUAUCAAUACCAACAACAAUCAAGUAGUUAUCAAGUUAACAACCCAUAUAAAAAUACAGAACAACAAAGGUUUAUGAAAUUUGGACAUUCACCGACAACAUCAAAAAUGAUAGCACGACAUGUCUUACUAAACGAUGAUUCAGCUGCUACUAUCACAAGUCAACCACAUGCUAAGUAUGCUGCAUUUGAAUCGUCUAACAAAGAUCUUUCGAAUGUUUAUCAUCAUUCUAAAAACUUAUCUAUUUAUUAUUUACCAAAUCAAACAUCCAUGAUGAAAACAAUAAGUGGAUAUGAAGUACAUAGAGAUUGUUAUUUGAAUACAGAUGGUAGACAAGAAAUCCCAUGUAUAUUAAACCCAUAUCCAUUAUAUGAAAUGAUUAGAAAAUUCCCCAAUGUAGAUAUACAUAAAUUAUAUCAUAGUUCUGAAAUAAGUCUAUCUCAACCUUUCAAUCAUAAACAGAAAUUAAUUAAAAUGUUAUUAACUUAUGAAACUGGUGAAAAUGCUUAUCUUCCAUGUCAUACGUUAGGUGCAGAAGACAGUGAGACAAUUAUCUGGGAGAAAGGACAAAAUCCUUUAUUUGUAUCUACAGUUAGUUUCAUGCAAGAUUCUAGAUUUCGUUUAAAUAUUAGUGAUGAAAAUUAUUUCAACAAUGAAACUAAUCGUUUUAAUAUGAAAACAAAAUAUUUCAAAGAAUACAAUGAAAAAUCUAUAUUAACAGGAAAUAAGUUAUCUUAUCAAAAUUAUUUAGAUAAAUAUAACAUUCAAAAUAAUUGGAAACGUCGUCGAUGGGAUUUAAUUAUUGACUUUGUAACACCAACCGAUUCAGAUAUUUAUACAUGUAUGCUUAUGGGAAGAACAUCACAAAUGAUUAGUUACCAUGUAAUUGUAAACGAAUCAGCCUCUAGAAUCAAUUACAGUCGAAAAAGAUUAAUUACAAUAUCAUCUCCAACCUUCAUUACCAUUGGAUCUGCAUUUAAUCUCACCUGUUCGGUGUAUGUUACGAAAGAUAAAUCAGUUAAUAUAGCAAUAGAUUGGUUCCGACCAACUUAUUUAAUUGAAACAUCUUCAAGUCGACCUACGAUAUUAGUUAAUCCACAAGUCCUAAACAACAUUUUAUCUAUGCAAUCAGAUUUAAACUCACACAAUUCAAAGUACAGUAAUAUCAGUAAUAUAGUUGGUGAACUUGCUUAUUCAUUUCAACAAAUCACCAGCAGAUCAUCAGUCGGGAUAACCAUUUAUAAACAAGUUACCGGUGAAUUAAAUUAUAACUAUCGUAGUGAAGUACUUCUUACUGUACAGUCAGCCAGAGAAAAUGAUGGUGGUAUUUAUGAAUGUAGAGUUUAUGAAGCAGCAAAUUAUGGGCAAGAAAAAAUCAUAGACAGAGCAUUUUUAGAUAUUAUCAUACGCAAAAGAUAUCCUCACAAUUCAUUUGAGCAAAUCGAAGUAAAUACAAAACUUAGAAAACUUUUAUCAAUAUUUUGGAAAUUAAAUCCUUCUCAGAAAAAUUAUGAUAAUUUACACGAUCAACAUGCACAAAAUGAUGUGGCAUCCAGAGUUCGAGCGAAAUAUGGGACACAGAAUAUAAGUCAAGAGAAAGAUCAUGAACUUAAAUCAAUGGAUAUUAUCAAUAAAUUUUUCUCUAAAGAAAAUGAAGUGAAAUUCAAUUUAUUAGAAACACAAAAUCCUCGUAUGAGGGCUCGAACUAUAAAAAAUUCCAACUCAUACUUAUGUGUUUCUCAGAUAUUUUUAUAUUUUUCAAUCAUUUUGCAAAUAAUUUUGGCGGUAAAAUAAAGUGUUUUUUUAAAAUUAGUUAUAACUAAUUAUAAAACAAUAAAGUAAAUAAAACAAACUACCAACAACAACAAAAAAUACAAACACCCCUUUGAAAUUUUUGUCCAUUGAAUCAUGCUUUAAAAAAAGAGCAAUUAACCUAAUAAAACACAUAAGUAAACAGAACCUUCUAAUAUGUAUCUGUAUUCU
Molecule: messenger RNA, 2714 nt
Organism: Schistosoma margrebowiei
Lineage: Eukaryota; Metazoa; Platyhelminthes; Trematoda; Strigeidida; Schistosomatidae
Source: the annotation of a GenBank genome assembly